ACCUGAUGCACCGACUCACUUAUAUCAGGAUUCUAGCUGUUGCAUCCGGACGGACACAGGUCAUACUGCCUUUUUCACCAUCGAGACUGGAGUCAGACAGGGCUGCAUUCUUUCACCAUUCUUUUUCCUCAUGAUGAUGGACUUUGUCAUGCGACGAGCACUAACACAGCCAGCGUCUGGAAUUCCGUGGACAGGCCAGGGACGCCUGACCGACCUGGAAUUCGCCGACGAUAUUGUGCUAUUGGCGCAGAAUGGGAAAGUCUUACAGGAGAUGACCACUAGCCUGGAGCACGAAGCAGCCAAAGUUGGGUUACGGAUCAGCACUGACAAGACCAACGUCAUGGCCGUCGGCCGGAUGACGCCGGUGCGGAUCACGGUGAGCAACCAGCUGAUCGAAGAAGUCAAACAGUUCACCUACCUUGGCAGCAUUGUGGCUGCGGAUGGUGGGACUAACGUGGAUGUCAAUCGCAGAAUCGGCAGAGCAUUUGCAGUCUUCCUACAGCUACAACCGAUUUGGGCUAGGCGAACUAUCCACACCAACAGCAAACUUCGCCUGUUUAAUAGCAUCAUCAUCCCAACCGCCAUCUAUGCAUCUGAAACUUGGAAGAGCUCGAGGGCAGUCAUCCACAAGCUGAACGUGUUUCAACAACGAUGCCUGAGAAGAAUACUCGGUGUAUCAUACCGUGAUCGUAUUUCAAAUGAAGAAAUUCUAAGAAGAACAAACUCCCGCAGCCUGGCAGAAAUGGUCGUAGAGCGAAGAAUGCGCUUUGCAGGACACAUUCUACGGAUGUCUGACCACCGCCACGCAAAGAUCGCGCUGCGCUGGACGCCGCCACGAGGGAAGAGAAGAGUAGGGCGGCCGCGGAAUACUUGGCGACGAACGUUCAUGGAGGAUCUACGAGCGCUCGAUGUCAAGACGGUGACCUGACAUUACCUCCAGAAAAAAGGAACCAAGCGAAUUUAGCGCAGCUGCUGCGUGAUGCUCAGGAGAAGAACAGGAAGCUGAGUGAUGAACUGAAAGAGCUGAAUCAGCGAAUAGUAGAGGUUCAAGGUGACAACAAGCUGCUGAGGAUGACCAUCGCUAAACAGCGUCUCGGUGAUGAAGAGGUCGGAGUUCGCCACUUCCUGGCCCACGAGAGAGAAGAUCUCGUACUGCAGCUGGAAAAAGCUCGAGAGCAGAAUUCGGAGCUGGAGCAGAGCGUGAAGGUGGCGAUGGACGAGCUGCAGGAUGUGCGGGCGGAAAGAAACGUGUAUCAGGAGAAAGCCCACCGCCUCAACAUCGAGCUCAACCACAUCCUGAGACACCACGACGGCCGAAUCAUGGACGUGGACGCUCUGUGUAUGGAGAACAGAUAUCUCCAUGAACGCUUUGUCCAGCUUCAGGAAGAAGUCCGUCUCCUCAAAACCAAUUUGAUGAAGUACAAGAGUGCGCUGGAGAGCAGGAAGAACUGUAAAGUGUAUGGCAAGGCCAACAGUAGUGCGCUAACAGGAGUGCUCUCAGCUAAACAAGUUCAGGAGCUGCUCCUGUCCGAGGAAAAUGGCUGCAGUCUGCCCGUGACGCCGCAGUCCAUCAGUGAUCUGAAGUCUUUAGCCACAGCGCUGCUGGAGACCAUUCACGAGAAGAACAUGGUCAUUCAGCACCAACGCCAGACCAACAAAAUCGAGACGUUUGAUGUCACGUGUAGUGAGAUCAAAUCGAUGCGUCAUGUGACCGUUUGUUGUGUGAUGAACAGGAUUCUGGGUAACAGAGUAGCGGAACUGGAAGGGAAGCUGAAAGCACUGGAGAUGUCUGGACUGUGGAGUUUGCCUGGCCUUACCUAUAACGUGUCUGUGGGACUGGGGAGUGGAAGAGAUGUGAUCAUUCUGAGUGAACACCAGCAAGUCCAGACGUCGGUGGGGCGUGCGGUCCGGCUACAGCACGGCUCUGUGGGAGACGAGGAGGUCGUGACCGGAGAGGAAGUGACCGAAGAGACGGCGCUCACUGCUGAGGAUCCUUCUCCUCCUCCUCCUCGUCAUCACCACAGCACGGUCUACGUAAAACACACACGCACACUUGAAUCCAGCGAACAUCUUCCCACAGAAACCAACACCAGCUCACAGAAGAGUCCUGUGGAGAGAGGAACGUACGGUUACGAGCCAGAAACAUCACACAGUGAUGAAGAUCUGGCAACCCGUGACCAUGGUAGCACAAGUACAACUCCAGCAGAGGACGCUGGGAAAGAGGGCGGCGCUCCAGUCACAUGUUCUGAGGAUAGUCCUGAUAUUCAGGAUGGAUCAGAGAGAGACAUGAGCAACACGUCGGUGUGUAACGCAGACUGCACAGAACCGUCUGAUCCCAGAACAGUAGAGAGUACAGAGGACGUGACGGAACCAGACACUCCAGAUCAGAGCACAUAGAACGCAGAACUCUUAAAGAGACGCUGCACUUAAACACCGGAUCAAAGCUUCUACACGUUUAUCGCGGUUUGCAAUGUUGCCACAGUAUCUUUAUUAAACAUCUGAUUUCUCCAAGACGAGAGACGAGGUGUUCAAACGCGUCUACGAUAAGAUCACGCGUUCGUAGCCUUCACGUCAUCGGAAGUCGAUUUUUUUUUUUUGUCUUGUUAACGUAUCUGUAAGAAACACUGAUCCUGCAAUAAUUCUGUCUCUUGUCCACUUUACACUGUCUGUAACGGCUCAACAGCUACAUGCUAGCUAGAUCGUUAGCUAACAGUUUACGCUAGGUGUUCAUUUUAUCCUUGGCAACUGUUGAUUUGAAACAGACUGAACAUCGGCCGCGUGGUGCGUUUACCUUCCCGUGUUGGGUACGCAGAAGUAACACGCUUUUAAAAAUUUGACACGUUAUCUCAGGUUCAUACACACUGUUGAACAUCGGGACGAUAUUUUCAAAUUUCCAACAGUGAUGUGUCGGUUGCUAACGAGUCGGCUCGUCGAAACAAAUCUUUUAGGUGAGUCGACUCACACGGGAGCCAUUUUUGUGUCGAUGUAAAUGGUUGCUUUUGCUCUUCCAGUGCAAUUUAAUCGCAAUCUUUCAUGGAUUAUAAGAUUCUAUGACAUGAAUUCAGCCAUAGUUAGAAAAAGAAGAACAGUUCCUGGUCAAAAUAUUGCAAAUGUUUUAUCAGGUGUGAGGAGUCAUUUGGGAACUGAAAGAGUCGACUCUUAUAAAGCGUUGAGAAGAGCUGAAAAUCACUCAUUUAAAAACUAACAAUCGAAACUUUUAACGAAAAGAAAAAUGGAUCUGAUCUUCGGCACAUGGAUACUACCGGUAUGUUCAUUAUUAGCAUUUUAACACAAACCAGAGGAAUGAUUUCGAUACAUGUUUAAACAUGUUCACUUUUUUCCUUCAGUGUGGAUUGAGAGAGUAAUACAUUACAUUGCAUUGCGGUAUUUGGCAGACGCUCUUAUCCAAAGCGACUUACAUUUAUCUCAUUUAUACGUCUGAGCAGUUGAGGGUUAAGGGCGUUGCUCAAGGGCCCAACAGUGGUAGCUUGGCAGAGCUGGGGCUUGAACUCCUGACCUUCUGAUCAGUCACCCAGAGCCUUUAACCACUGACCCACCACUGCCCCGUAACGCACUGUAAUACACUGAGUAUACACGUAAUACACUUCCCCGUAACGCACUGUAAUACACUGAGUAUACACGUAAUACACUUCCCCGUAACGCACUGUAAUACACUGAGUAUACACGUAAUACACUUCCCCGUAACGCACUGUAAUACACUGAGUAUACACGUAAUACACUUCCCCGUAAUACACUGUAAUACACUGAGUAUACACGUAAUACACUUCCCCGUAAUACACUGAGUAUACACGUAAUACACUUCCCCGUAAUACACUGAGUAUACACGUAAUACACUUCCCCGUAACGCACUGUAAUACACUGAGUAUACACGUAAUACACUUCCCCGUAAUACACUGAGUAUACACGUAAUACACUUCCCCGUAAUACACUGAGUAUACACGUAAUACACUUCCCCGUAACGCACUGUAAUACACUGAGUAUACACGUAAUACACUUCCCCGUAAUACACUGAGUAUACACGUAAAACAAGUGCGUAUACACGUAAUACACUGCCCCGUAAUGCACUGUAAUAAUUGCAGUCCUUGAGCAGGUUGGACUUAACUCGAGAAUUUGGUCAAAAAUGACACGUCAGCUGAGACAUGAAUGAUGUCUGGGUCUAUCAGGCUAAUGUAGCUAAUAAUUAAGGCAAGCUAACAGCUACCGGUUUAGCAUCGUCCCAACUGCGUGCAUGAUCUCUGCUUAAGACAUAAGAGGACACGCUGGAGAAGAAGUGAGUUAUUCUACCUAACGUGUCUGUCUGACACACCUUAACCCUCACGUUACGUUUUCACCGUAAAGUCACGUUGAGCGUGUUUGUGCGUCUGGUAUGAUGACAAAAUAGCUUUUCGUGUCUGUUAGAUCUUAUGAACCGCAGACAUCAGAGGGAAAGACGAGCUAAACAUUUUGAAAUGUUUACACGUUAUAAACAGGAUGUUGGCCAGAACAAGAGGAGUGUUAUGUUGCGCGUCAAACAAGAUCGGAUCACCGACAGCAGUGCAGCGCAGACACGUGCUGAAUCCCGUGUUGUGCCGUUGUAGAGAAAUAAUCAACCACGUUGAUCAUGUUCCUAUAACGGCACGCCCCCGAGUGUUUUAUUCCUCUUACAACACAGCGAUUUCACCGGCGAUUACAAUUUUUUAUUUAUUAAAACGACCACACGUACUGUCUAUCCGUUUAUAGUUCCAUUUACUGCCGCGGAACGUCCAUGAAACAAGUUCUCACUGACGUUAUAGUUAGAGCAGAUUUCCUUCCAGCCUCCGUAAAUGUUAAAUAAACGUCUCCUAACUUUCACAAGUCACUGAAGUUCUUUUUUUAAGUGGAGCGUCCGCCGCACACGUCCCUGUGAAUGAGCCGUUAAUACGGAACAUUAUCUUAAUACGCUGGAAAUUAAUUCAUUAAUUAAUUAAUUAAUCCACACCUUCUGACCAAUCAGACACCAGAAUUCAACCGCAUCGUCCUUUUAUGAGACUGUGAUGCUUUCUGCUUCAUUAAAGCAGCGUUUGUUUUACCCCUCACUGUGGUAAUAUUGUAAACCGUAUCAUAUGUAAAACAAAUAAAUAAAUAAAUCUCAGCGCACGCUGAGUUCUAGCA
Ictalurus punctatus (channel catfish) is the source of this 5151-nucleotide messenger RNA. RefSeq names its product coiled-coil domain containing 149b (gene ccdc149b). The coding region runs from base 1072 to 2397 and encodes 441 amino acids. NCBI's taxonomy places the organism in Eukaryota, Metazoa, Chordata, Actinopteri, Siluriformes, Ictaluridae. The transcript is spliced from 12 exons. The record is from RefSeq and is a predicted model, not a curated record.